Molecule: messenger RNA, 2624 nt
Organism: Mesocricetus auratus (golden hamster)
Lineage: Eukaryota; Metazoa; Chordata; Mammalia; Rodentia; Cricetidae
Gene: Btbd2
Product: BTB domain containing 2
Exons: 9
Coding region: 53-1642 (529 amino acids)
Biological process (GO): neurogenesis
Cellular component (GO): P-body; cytosol
Molecular function (GO): protein binding
Source: RefSeq, a predicted model, not a curated record
CUCGCCUUCCCUCGCGCCUCUCAGGUUCCGCCUCUUGACGGCCCCGCCCCAAAUGAACACGCCCUCCGUGGCCCCGCCCCCGCGCCGCAGCGACAAGAUGGCGGCGGGCGGCAGCGGGCGUGCGUCGUGCCCGCCGGGGGUCGGGCCUGGCACGGGCGGCCUGGGGCCCAGCGCCAAUGCCGCCGCGGCCGCCGGCAAUGCCGCUGCCUGCGCCCCGGGGCCGCCGCCCCCUCCGUCCCCGCCACCCGGGCCCGGGCCGGACGCGCAGGCCGUGGGCGACGAGCGCGACGACGCGGGCCCGGGCGCGCUGCUGCGCGAGCCCGUGUACAACUGGCAGGCCACCAAACCCACGGUGCAAGAGCGCUUCGCCUUCCUCUUCAACAACGAGGUGCUGUGCGACGUGCACUUCCUGGUGGGCAAGGGGCUCAGCUCGCAGCGCGUCCCUGCGCACAGGUUUGUGCUCGCAGUGGGCAGUGCUGUCUUCGAUGCGAUGUUCAAUGGUGGAAUGGCCACCACAUCCACUGAGAUCGAGUUGCCUGACGUGGAGCCCGCUGCCUUCCUGGCACUGCUCAAGUUCCUGUAUUCGGAUGAAGUACAAAUUGGGCCCGAGACAGUGAUGACCACGCUGUAUACCGCCAAGAAGUACGCCGUGCCCGCACUCGAGGCUCACUGUGUGGAGUUCCUGAAGAAGCACCUACGGGCUGACAAUGCCUUCAUGCUGCUCACGCAGGCUCGACUCUUCGAUGAGCCCCAGUUAGCCAGCCUGUGCCUGGAGAGCAUAGACAAGAACACGGCUGAUGCCAUCUCCGCCGAGGGCUUCACUGACAUUGACCUGGACACACUGGUGGCAGUGCUGGAGCGGGACACUCUCGGCAUCCGUGAGGUUCGGCUGUUCAAUGCUGUAGUGCGCUGGUCUGAAGCUGAGUGUCAGCGGCAGCAGCUUCAGGUCACACCUGAGAACAAGAGGAAGGCGCUAGGCAAGGCCCUGGGUCUCAUCCGCUUCCCCCUGAUGACCAUCGAGGAGUUUGCCGCAGCCAGCCCUCUGCCCGCAGGCCCGGCGCAGUCCGGCAUCCUGGUGGACCGGGAGGUGGUCAGUCUCUUCCUACACUUCACUGUCAACCCCAAGCCGCGCGUCGAGUUCAUCGAUCGGCCCCGCUGCUGCCUUCGCGGCAAGGAGUGCAGCAUCAACCGGUUCCAGCAGGUGGAGAGCCGCUGGGGCUACAGUGGCACCAGUGACCGAAUCAGGUUCUCCGUGAACAAGCGCAUCUUUGUGGUGGGCUUUGGGCUCUACGGAUCCAUCCACGGGCCCACUGACUAUCAAGUGAACAUCCAGAUCAUCCACACGGACAGCAACACGGUCCUCGGGCAGAAUGACACUGGUUUCAGCUGCGAUGGCUCCGCCAGCACCUUCCGUGUUAUGUUCAAGGAGCCAGUGGAGGUCCUGCCCAAUGUGAACUACACGGCCUGCGCCACGCUCAAGGGCCCGGACUCUCACUACGGCACCAAAGGCCUACGCAAGGUGACUCAUGAGUCACCCACCACGGGAGCUAAGACCUGCUUCACCUUCUGUUACGCGGCCGGGAACAACAAUGGCACGUCCGUGGAGGAUGGGCAGAUCCCGGAAGUCAUCUUCUACACCUAGGCCUUUCUCCACCCAGGCCACCCCUUGCCAGCCACAGGCCAGCCUCCCUCCCUGCCACUUCCCUCGUCAUCACGGAAGGGGCUGCCUUGUGUCCACAGUGACAAGUGUGACCCCAGCCAAGGCACUGGAGAGUUGGUCGGGUCAUGGGCUGGGUCCUGUCAAGACAAUCCCUCAGUCUUGGGGGGCAGAGGGGCCUGGUCCCGUAUGGACAGCUGCUGGGUGCCAGGGGCGGUGGCUUGGGCGUCUGUGGUCCCACUGUGGUCCCUGCAGCUCAGGCAGCAGGCCCGCUCCGUGCCCAGGGUGCCACGGCAUCCCCUGUCCGUUCUCUGAAACUGCACUCUGCAAUGCAUUGGAGCCACACCCGCUCUAGCCCAUGCUCAGGCCUGUCCUCCAGCCGAUGGUUUGGGUUUCAUGUUCCUUCGUUCUCUGCUGCUCCCUAGGGACCCAGGGCCUGACCCGUGUACACUGAGGUCCCCUGAAGCCCUUGGCCUCCUGGGCGUGUGCAUGUGCAGGGCAUGGUCAGUCCUGAGAAGCCUUGGCCGGGGCUGGUGGCCUUGCUGGAAACUCUGUCCCAGGAUGGGUGUGAUGUGGGCCAUUGUUUCUGCCCCUCCCGCAGUGUUAGGACAAGGCCAUCACCACCCAGCCUCCGUGGAUCUGCUCCCGCAGGGGAGGCCAGCAGAGCUCAGCUCUGAGCCUGCAGGGCUGGAGCCGCAGGUCAAGCCCCACCCAGAUGCACUGCGCCUGCAGCUGUGGCCCCCGGGAACCACAGCACCCUGUGCAAACCACAGCCCUGGUUCUCAAAGCCACCGGGCUCCCCGUCCUCAUGCCCCAGGAGGCACAGUCCUCUGUCUGGGGCCCCUCCCUCGUGUCACCAUACCUUGACCUCCUGCCCAGAGCCCAUGUCCUCCCCAAAGCCAUGGGAGGUGAGCCCUCCACACUGUGUCCCCAAAUGAUUUUUUUUUAAUAAAGGAAAGAAACAUAA